This is a messenger RNA of Rhizopus microsporus ATCC 52813, 772 nucleotides long. RefSeq lists its product as uncharacterized. The record is from RefSeq and is a predicted model, not a curated record. Lineage: Eukaryota; Fungi; Mucoromycota; Mucoromycetes; Mucorales; Rhizopodaceae. The transcript has 4 exons. The coding region runs from base 17 to 772 and encodes 251 amino acids.
CCCAGGAAGAAGAGAUAUGUUGUAUUUUGUACACGAAAACUCUACACCAGAGCAACCAGUGCAAUUUCAGUACACUAAACAACAGCAAGAAAAGACGUGGAAAACCAAAAAGUACCGCCGAAUCUUGCAAGAUCUCAAAGCCCAGAAUCCUGAUGUCCCAAGCAGCAUCGUAUCCGUAGAAGAAUUUGGCCGCUUCCUUCAAGCCAGAUCUGAACAGUCUGCCGUUCUCAGUCGAUUCUAUGGACAUACCAUCACAAGCCAUGAUAAUGGAUACUCCCUCUUUAGCAAGGUCCGUCUUUCAGUGUGUUUCAACAAACAACGUGCCGAUCAAAAACUUAUUCAAGACUUACGCGCUAAGUUUCGAGAAGACGCUGUGCUUGUGAUGGAAAACUGGUCCGCCCCCAUGCUAUACAAGACCAGUAGGUACUGUCCAGCAUGCCACAACGAAAGCCUCCACACGUUCCGUCGUGUUCCAAAUCCACGACUGUAUCAACGAGAGCGAUAUUCUACGGCUGUCUGCCAUGAUAUUUUAAGAUGCACCAAUCUAUACUGUAGACUCGCCAUGGCAGCACCAGAUAGAUAUCGCUUAUGGAACAGGGAUGUUGCUGCUUGCCUCAACUACAUACACAUCCUUCGUGGGUUUCGACGUAAUGGCAUGGUUCCUCAUAGGUUUCGCCGGGUUGCUGUUGCUCCUACAAAACGUCGAAGAAGAGUGGACGAUCAGGAGCAACCAAGAACUAGAAUACGCUUAGACGAUGAUUCUCCGUCCUAG